UAAUUCUCAGAAGCUCCUCCUCUUCUCCUCGAUCUUCCUCCUUCCUCUUGAACGAACUACCAUCCUCACACCUUUGACGCUCUCACGACUUCAAAACUAGCUAUCCCUUCAAGCCGUCAAUCAACCUUCCUCAGCAAUGGCUGUCCUAUUCCAUCUACAUGGCUUGCCCAUCGGGUAUAUGGCUAUUGCACUGGCCGUUGUUGCCUCGAUGGGAGGCUUCAUCUUUGGUUAUGAUACCGGUCAGAUUUCCGAUAUCCUGCUUAUGGACGACUUCCUCCUCCGUUUCGCCAAAUGUACCACUCCCGGCGAUGUCUCAACGUGUCAUUUUAGCAACGUCCGCGAGGGCCUCAUCGUUGCUUUGCUUUCCAUCGGUACUCUUGCUGGGUGUCUCAUGGGCGCACCCAUCGCCGACUUCCUAGGACGUCGGUAUGCGAUGAUUGCGGAAAGCGCUAUAUUUUGUGUCGGUGUCAUCAUCCAGAUCAGCUCGCGACAUGUCUGGCAACAAUUUGCUGUUGGCCGUAUGAUUGCUGGUUUUGGUGUCGGUGGGUUGAGUGCGGCAGUCCCGAUGUAUCAGGCGGAGGCAGCACCCAGCCAGAUUCGUGGUACUCUUACCGCAACGUACCAGUUGUUCAUCACGCUCGGUAUUCUGGUUGCCUACUGUAUAUCCAUAGGCACCCGUCACAUGUCUGGCGCAGGGUCAUGGCAGACAGUUGUCGGCAUUUCCUUUGUGUGGCCAUUCAUCCUGUCUACUGGUAUCUUGUUCAUGCCCGAAUCGCCCCGUUGGCUCACCAAGCGCGGACGCUAUGAUGAGGCGCGGCGCUCGCUCGCGCUUGCUCGUGGUGUGCCUGUGAAGGAAGCUGGCGACCACUACGUGAUCAAGCGCGAGCUUGAAGAGAUGCGCGAUGCCGUCGAGUACGAAAAGAGCGUCCAGACCGGCUGGAUAGACUGCUUCUCAUUCGAGCGCAAGCAGCUCUACCGGACGUGCCUCAUCGCGACGCUGCAGAUGUUCCAGCAGCUUACGGGUGCCAACUACUUCUUCUACUACGGUGCAACGGUCUUCAAAUCUGUCGGCAUCAGCGACUCGUUCAUUACGCAGAUCAUCCUCGGUGGCGUCAACUUCGGUUGCACAUUCGGCGGUCUGUACAUCAUGGAGAGGUUCGGCCGGCGCUGGCCGCUCAUUCUUGGCGGUAUGUGGCAGUCGGCCUGGCUUUUCGUGUUUGCGGCUGCCGGUACGGCGAAGGAUCCCACGACUAAUGAACAUAUUGGCAAGCUGAUGAUCGUCUCUGCGUGCCUGUUUAUUCUCGGCUAUGCGAUGACGUGGGCGCCCGGUGUCUGGAUUCUUGUCGGCGAGACGUUCCCUACGCGGACGCGUGCAAAGCAGGCUGCAUUGGCGACGGCAAGCAACUGGCUGUGGAACUUCCUUCUCGCAUUCUUCACGCCAUUCAUCACGGGCGCGAUCUCGUACCGAUACGGUUUCGUCUUCGCCGCGUGCAAUCUCACGGGCGCAGUGAUCGUCUACCUGUUCCUAUACGAGUCGUCUGAUCUGUCGCUCGAGAGUGUCGAUAUGAUGUACGGCGACCCGUACUGCAAGCCGUGGACGUCUAGCAAUUGGGCGCCACCGGGCUUCAGCUCGCGCAAGGACCUCCUCGAGCAGACGCGUGCGGCGGAAAUGCGCAAGCCGCUCGCUGCAGGUACUCAGGAACACUUUGAAAAGGCGGAUACAGAUAGGAACGGCGCCGCCAACCAGGCAUGAUCAAUCCCUCCCGUUUGCUCCCUAUUACUCCCGUCCCUUCUUCUAUCUCUUUCACCGCACCCCUAUUCCCUCACUCCUCGGCGGGAGUGCACUUCCCUUCUCCUCUCCCCAACCCCCCCUCUUUGGCCCUCUGGAGCUUUUC
Molecule: messenger RNA, 1895 nt
Organism: Laetiporus sulphureus 93-53
Lineage: Eukaryota; Fungi; Basidiomycota; Agaricomycetes; Polyporales; Laetiporaceae
Product: general substrate transporter
Exons: 5
Coding region: 137-1753 (538 amino acids)
Biological process (GO): transmembrane transport; carbohydrate transport
Cellular component (GO): membrane
Molecular function (GO): carbohydrate:proton symporter activity
Source: RefSeq, a predicted model, not a curated record